Protomyces lactucae-debilis is the source of this 1166-nucleotide messenger RNA. Its product is annotated as ribose-phosphate pyrophosphokinase. Gene Ontology annotation, cellular component: ribose phosphate diphosphokinase complex; cytoplasm. The record is from RefSeq and is a predicted model, not a curated record. Bases 115 to 1068 code for a protein of 317 amino acids. The transcript has 2 exons. Gene Ontology annotation, biological process: purine nucleotide biosynthetic process; ribonucleoside monophosphate biosynthetic process; 5-phosphoribose 1-diphosphate biosynthetic process. Gene Ontology annotation, molecular function: ribose phosphate diphosphokinase activity; magnesium ion binding. NCBI's taxonomy places the organism in Eukaryota, Fungi, Ascomycota, Taphrinomycetes, Taphrinales, Protomycetaceae.
UGUUCGUGUCGUGAGUUUGCGACUUUUUUCCUGGCGACGACAGCGACCACGUCUAUCUACUUUGUCUCUGCCACUGCUGUCCAGCGGGCCCCCAGCCAAGGCCUCAUCGCAAGCAUGAACUCCAUCAAGAUCUUUGCAGGCAACAGCCAUCCAGAGCUCGCCCAGAAAGUCGCGGAACGGAUCGGCAUCGAGUUGGGUAAGGUUGUUGUACUCAAGUACUCAAAUCAAGAGACCGCCAUCACCAUCGGCGAGUCUGUGCGGGAUGAAGAUGUCUUCAUUAUCCAAACAGGUUGUGCAAGUAUCAACGACCACCUCAUGGAACUCCUCAUCAUGAUCAACGCCUGCAAAACAGCUUCUGCGCGUCGCAUCACGGCCGUCAUCCCAAGCUUUCCCUAUGCGCGACAAGAUAAGAAGGACAAAUCUCGUGCUCCCAUCACAGCGAAACUUGUUGCGAAUAUGCUUCAAACGGCUGGUUGUAACCAUAUCAUUACGAUGGACUUGCAUGCCUCCCAGAUUCAAGGAUUCUUCAAUAUCCCUGUGGAUAACUUGUUUGCUGAGCCAUCCAUGUUGAAAUAUAUUAGAGACAAGUUGGAUUAUCGGAACUGUAUCAUUGUUUCCCCUGAUGCUGGUGGUGCGAAACGAGCAACAGCAAUCGCGGAUCGGUUGGACUUGGACUUUGCCCUCAUUCACAAGGAACGGAAAAAGGCAAAUGAAGUGUCGCGUAUGGUCCUGGUCGGUGAUGUGCGCGGCAAGGUGUGUGUCUUGGUGGAUGAUAUGGCGGAUACGUGUGGGACUUUAUGUUUGGCUGCAACGACACUACUGGAGAAUGGCGCUUUGCAAGUCUAUGCCAUUGUCACGCAUGGUAUUCUCUCCGGUAACGCCAUGGACCGCAUCAAUGCCUCAAAAUUGGAAAAAGUCGUCGUCACCAAUACCCUCCCACAAAGCAACAAGGUGGAGCAAUCGUCCAAACUCGACAUUAUUGAUGUCAGCGCCGUUCUUGCUGAAUGCAUCAGACGUAUUCAUCAUGGCGAGAGUGUCAGUGUCUUGUUUUCUGCCAUUCCUGCGUGACCUCUACGCGUUCCUCCUCAAGGCUGCCUCAAGCAGUGUAGAGAAGGGCAAAGAAAGAAUGUUAUAGAAAUGCUAUCUACGUUCAACGUCUAGACGGG